AUGGUAAAUAUGGCUUUGCGCACACGUUGUCUGCUGCGCGAACCUAAAGCAGAGGCUCACACCUCCUCACUUCCAAUAUGUGGUAAUGGAGUUUAUGAAGAGGGAGAGCAAUGCGAUUGUGGGCUUGCUGAUAAAUGUAAUGAGUGGAAUUGUGUACCGGAAAAAUGUAUUAGGAGAUGGCCGGUAUGGGCUGUUUGGCUACUAGGCAUUUUAUUUGGACUUAUAGCAUCAGGUCCAUUUCUUUUAUGGCUUCUCUUUCCCUGUGCAGUUGCUCGUCUACCCCAAACAUCUGUCAAUUCUCCAAAAUGCCGUAGACGUUAUUAUCAUUUCUUUGUGCCUAUACCGCCCUUUGUUGGGGGAGAGGAAAAUAACAAUAAGAUAGCUGUCAAAACUCUCCAACAAAAGCCUUCAACAACCCCACUUUUUACGAAACAAGUCUCUGUCGAAUUACCAGCCGAACAAACAACGAUAAAAACAAUUAGACUGCCGUUUAUUGAAUGGUUGCUAACUAGUCGGCUUCGAGCCCUUUGGGAACGUAUAAAAUGGUCAAUAUGCAGUGGAAUAAUUGUAAGAAGACGAAGGAAACAAUUAAAUAGUCAAUUAAAUGCAGGCAGUCGAAGUUGCGAUAUUGUUAGAAGACCCGUUAGACCACCUCCCCCACCACCGUUGAAAAAUAAUCUUUGUUAUUCUUCCAACACCCUCAACAGACCAAAAAGAUCACCUCCACCUCUUCCACCUCUACCUACGUCUUCUGGACUUUCUAAUUCUUUUAUUCGUCCAAAAGUACUUCCACCUUCCCCGCCAUCUUUAGAAAAUCAAAUUGAAAUUAAUAAUAAUGAAACAAAAAGAUUUAUUGAAUUUUCUAAGGAGUAUGAAGACAUUUAUGAUGAAAAUAAAUGGAAUGAUGAUUUUGAUGAUGAUUAA
This is a messenger RNA of Meloidogyne enterolobii, 924 nucleotides long. NCBI's taxonomy places the organism in Eukaryota, Metazoa, Nematoda, Chromadorea, Rhabditida, Meloidogynidae. The record is from the annotation of a GenBank genome assembly.